GCCCCCACAGCCAAGCUCAAGCCUUCCCCACCACACGCACACGCACCGGCUGCAUAGGGCGUGAAACAAGCGGCACGUCUGUGCCCGCAGCUUUCGACCAUCCCCCUUCUCCCAACCCCUCCUUCCCGCCUCCCCUUCAACCAUACUCGCCUCGUCGAGAAUCCCCGGCAGCUGCUGCAACACAGGCUGCAUGAGUGGGGACGAGGACCCGCUGCCCAAGCCUCCACCACAGCAGCAGCCACCUCAACAACAACACCCAGAAGACCUUUCACCGGAAGAGCUGCACCCACAACAGCAAGAUCAGUGUCAUCAGCACGACGUCGACCAGCACAAUCCGGCCGUCUCUGCCGAGGAGCCACCCAUCCAGUCGCAAGACGACCAUCCCAAGCCACGUCAGUACCAACAACACCAACAGCAACACCAACAACAGCCACAGCCGCACCUGCAGCAGCAGCAGUCAAUGUCACCGGCGUCACAGCAGAGUUUUUCGCACAACAGCAUUUCCCCACCACAAGCACAGGAUUUUGCAACCGGACCUCUGGUCCACGACAUGGCGCCAAAUUCCAUCAACCCAGGCCAGCGGCGAGGAAGCCGGGUCCACGGGUUUGACGACGCAGCCAAUGGCUCAAAACGCCAACAGCGGCAACGCCGACAACAUCACCAACAACACCAACACCACCAACAACCACAGCAGCGCCAUGCACACGUGCUGCAACCAGUAGCAGCACAACCGUCAUCAUCAUCGCAGUCUAAUCAGCAAACCCACCUGCAACCACAGUCUAAUCAGCAGCCACCCUCCCAUCACGGGCAUCAGGAUCCCAUGCAGCAGCAAGCAGACGCAGCAGCCGUGUUUGCGGUAUUGCAGACCGUCAGCGCGGCCACCUCAACAACAACAGCAUCAGCAAGUGCUGCGGGACCGUCGCCUACGCCGCCACUGCAAAUGCAGCAGCCGGACGAGCUUAGCACCUUCUGGCCCCUCAACCUGUUCGGCAGCCCCGGCAAGCACCUCGACAUGGAGCACAGCAUGGAGCACAGCAAGGGCCUCAGCAUGGAGCACAGCAAGGGCCUCAGCAUGGAGCACAGCAAGGGCCUCAGCAUGGAGCACAGCAAGGGCCUCAGCAUGGAGCACAGCAAGGGCCUCAGCAUGGAGCACAGCAAGGGCCUCAGCAUGGAGCACAGCAAGGGCCUCAGCAUGGAGCACAGCAAGGGCCUCAGCAUGGAGCACAGCAAGGGCCUCAACAGCCGCGUCGCCUCCAGCAGCCACAUCACCAGCCACAAUUACCACAGUUGCCACUGGCAGCACCGCGUCCAACAGCAGCAACAGCAACAGCAGCAGCAACAACAACAGCAGCAACAACAACAGCCUGCUGCGAGCCGUCGCUCGAGUGAAGCCGAGUCUCAACAAACACGGGAAGAAAGGAUGCACAACCACAGGCACUUUGUGGCAGGUGGAUGCAACAUCCUGCGCCACGUCGGGCGGCUGCUCGGGCAAGAGCACGGGGGCUGUGUUGCCUUGUUGCAGCAGUUUCGCCUCCUGCACCCACCAGCCGCGAACAGGGGCGGCAACUUCUCCAGCUCAAGCCAGCGAGCCAUCACCAUGGGCGCGCAGCCUUCACACUUGGAAUCGCAUGCACGGCAACGACAGCGUCUGCACCACCAGUUCGCCCCACACCACCACCAGCAUCAGCAUCAGCAGCAUCAGCAGCAUCAGCAACAGCAACCACCGCAAUGGCAACGUCAGCAAGCGCGGCGGCGGCGGCAUGCAGAUGAUGAUGACGACGAUGGCGAUGAUGAUGAUUCGCGUUACGGCGGUGGCAGCGGUACGAGCAGCCACGACUGCCACAGCCACGGCGGCUGUGGGCAGCCCAGCAAGAAGCGGCCAAAACGACGCACACAACGCAUCAAGGACCCAGACUUUCGCCUUGCGGAGAUCGUACAGCAGCAGUACCGACUGGAGCAGGAACGGGAUCGGCAGCGGGAAGCGUGGUUGCGGGCCAUGACCGUUCUCCUCCUCCGCUGGCUCUCCAGAAUGUUGUUCAUCAACCCUAAUCCUUGAGCUGCCAUCACACACACACGCACGCACGCACGCACAC
Messenger RNA from Salpingoeca rosetta, 2093 nucleotides. RefSeq lists its product as uncharacterized. The coding region runs from base 191 to 2056 and encodes 621 amino acids. Lineage: Eukaryota; Choanoflagellata; Craspedida; Salpingoecidae. Gene Ontology annotation, cellular component: nucleus. Gene Ontology annotation, biological process: regulation of transcription by RNA polymerase II. The record is from RefSeq and is a predicted model, not a curated record. Gene Ontology annotation, molecular function: transcription cis-regulatory region binding. The transcript has 4 exons.